Aspergillus japonicus CBS 114.51 is the source of this 1620-nucleotide messenger RNA. RefSeq names its product 3-methyl-2-oxobutanoate hydroxymethyltransferase ECM31. Gene Ontology annotation, biological process: pantothenate biosynthetic process. Gene Ontology annotation, molecular function: magnesium ion binding; 3-methyl-2-oxobutanoate hydroxymethyltransferase activity. NCBI's taxonomy places the organism in Eukaryota, Fungi, Ascomycota, Eurotiomycetes, Eurotiales, Aspergillaceae. The record is from RefSeq and is a predicted model, not a curated record. Gene Ontology annotation, cellular component: mitochondrion. The coding region runs from base 296 to 1405 and encodes 369 amino acids. The transcript has 2 exons.
AAAAAAAAAAAAGUGAUCACUUGCGACGAUCUACGUCACAGCAUUCGCCUUACACAGUCUAUCUACACUAACGAAUUCCAUCCCCUUCGCCGCAUUCGGAUCUUUGUUAUUCUUUUUCGGUGUCAUAUUCGCCUCUCCGUCUCAUCUGACCUGGGUUUUGGACUGACUGGUGGAUUGGAUUGGUGCUGCGGGGAAAAAUUCCCUGAAGCUUGCAACUUCGUUCUCUCAGUCCCCAAUCCAUCCUCCACGCUUUAACAGAUUCAAUCGGUCGUACACCACAAAAGAAAGAACAGUCAUGGCAUCGUCAAGAACCCCGGCGACCCUCCUCUCCUCCUCCCUCCGCCGGUGUCGGUCAAUCCCCUCGUCUGUCUGCGGCGCUUUCUCCCGCCCUAUUCCGACCACUACCACAACAAAAACAUCUCGCCCCCUCCCCGCCCUCACACAACCCACCCUCUCUUUCUGCGCGCAAUAUGGUCUACCGCGAACCCAGAUCCGACACAGUUCGCACUCCCCGCUGGGUGCUGCUACCGCCGCCCCGGCCCGGAAGAAGGUGACCCUGCAGACGCUGCGGGGCAUGUACAAGCGCGGGGAGCCAAUCACCAUGCUGACGGCGCAUGACUUCCCGUCGGGCCAUGUGGCCGAGGCGGCGGGGAUGGAUAUGGUGCUCGUCGGGGAUAGUCUGGCGAUGGUGGCGCUGGGGAUGGAGGAUACGAGUGAGAUCCUGAUGGAGGAGAUGCUGCUGCAUUGUCGCAGUGUGGCGCGGGCGGUGAAGGGGGCUUUUACGGUUGCCGAUUUGCCCAUGGGCUCCUAUGAGGUCUCCCCGGAGCAGGCCUUGCAGUCGGCGAUUCGCAUCGUGAAGGAAGGGCGGGUGCAGGGGGUCAAGAUUGAGGGUGGGGAGGAGAUGGCGCCGACGAUCAAGCGCAUCACGCAGGCGGGAAUCCCCGUGGUCGGGCACGUCGGGCUCACGCCGCAGCGGCAGCAUUCGCUGGGCGGGUUCCGCGUGCAGGGCAAGUCGACGGCGGGCGCGCUGCGGCUGCUGCGCGACGCGCGCGCGGUGCAGGAGGCCGGGGCGUUCAUGAUGGUCGUCGAGGCGGUGCCCGCCGAGAUCGCGGCCAUCGUCACCCAGAAGCUGCGCGUGCCGACCAUCGGCAUCGGGGCCGGCAAUGGCUGCUCUGGCCAGGUGCUGGUGCAGAUCGACAUGACCGGCAACUUCCCGCCGGGCCGCUUCCUCCCCAAGUUCGUCAAGAAGUACGCCGAUGUCUGGGGGGAGGCCAUCAAGGGCAUUGAGCAGUAUCGCGAUGAGGUCAAGAGCCGCGCCUAUCCGUCGGAGCAGUACACCUAUGCUAUCCCGAAGGAGGAGCUGGCGGAGUUCGAGCGAAUCGUCGAAGAAGGCCAGGACAAUUGAGUUUCUUCCUCGCUCAGAAACGUUGAUCAUUCGGUUUCAUUUGCGCGGUUCUAUCGCUUUACAUACCCCGGUGGAAUCCCUGUCGCUGGUUGAUGCGCCGUCUACUUUUGUAUAGAUACCUUUCCAUUUCCAUGUUCCCUAAUCAUACUCCCAUAGGAGACUCUGUUCAUAAAAUCGUCAAGACCAUCCACUUUGAGCCUCAAGAGGGCAGUUAG